CCGUGGUGUCCGCUGGAGCAGCUGAUAUGAGAGCCAUGGAGCUCCAAGGCAUCUCAUACCGUUGGUCCAACGAAGUCAUCGCCCAGUUUUGCUUACCCGAGGGGCAGACUCUAAACCCCUCGUUCGGGCCCUGCGUGGUUGUGGUGCAGUCCCCGUCCUGUCCCGACUUCUCGAAUGCUACCGUCGCCCAGACUUUGGCCCUUUGGCUCGCCACAGACGACGUCUUUUGCAGCUCCUUUUGCACCACCCUUUUUUAUGUCACCGCCGCCUCCGGAAAAGAGACCCAGCUUAUUUACCCGCCGCUGAAGGGUUUUCCCGCCUUGCAAGACCUGGGGGUCCAAUGGAUUGUCAAGAUUCUGCCUGGAGACGAUUUCCGUGGCCUGCAAAAUCUUUGCUCUGGUCCAUACGUCUGGAGAGACGCCUGCUUUCACCAAAUCUAUAGACUCUACCCUGACACCCAGUCUGCGUUCCUCUCUUCCAUCAUAACGAGCACCUGCAACUACCGCCACUUCAUUGAGACCUAUCCGACAGCUCACGUUGCCGUUCCUUCACGCAUCUACUUUGGACCUCCAACUCACCGUCGCCCUUUGGCGGGCCUUCGUUUUGGUCUCAAAGACGUCUUUGACGUCGCAGGUUUGAAGACGGGUGCUGGAUCCAGAGCCUACUACAGCCUCUCUCCUAAUAGCAAAGAAACUGCUCCGUUAGUGGAGAUUCUCCUCCGCCUUGGAGCCGUCUUGAUCGGCAAGACCAAGCUCACGCAAUUUGCCAAUGGCGAAGACCCGCAGGAGUGGAUUGAUCACACUUGCCCGUGGAACCCCCGAGGGGACGGCUAUCAAAAUCCCGACACGAGCAGCAGUGGGAGUGCCACUGCUGUGUCUUCAUACGACUGGGUCGACUUUGCCGUUGGCUCGGAUACAUGUGGCAGCAUUGCCUGUCCUGCGGCUGCCCAGGGUGUUUUCGCCAUUCGGUUCUCCAAGGGCGCGCUGCCACGAGAAGGUGUUUUCAGGCUAAAUGAGUAACGUGUUUGAUAAGCGAGUGAGACAGACAAGCGAGUGAGAUAAAAAUCCCUCAACCUACAUCCUCUCCAUUUGAUCAAUUAAUUCUUAACCACCCAGCAUGUUACAGUCUAAUUAUGAGGCUAGAAUGCUCCUUGCCCUUUAG
Messenger RNA from Ilyonectria robusta, 1161 nucleotides. Its product is annotated as amidase signature domain-containing protein. The record is from RefSeq and is a predicted model, not a curated record. The coding region runs from base 27 to 1019 and encodes 330 amino acids. The transcript is spliced from 4 exons. Lineage: Eukaryota; Fungi; Ascomycota; Sordariomycetes; Hypocreales; Nectriaceae.